Neurospora crassa OR74A is the source of this 980-nucleotide messenger RNA. RefSeq lists its product as hypothetical. Gene Ontology annotation, biological process: double-strand break repair via homologous recombination; meiotic DNA recombinase assembly involved in reciprocal meiotic recombination; meiotic joint molecule formation. Bases 41 to 751 code for a protein of 236 amino acids. The transcript has 4 exons. Gene Ontology annotation, cellular component: Swi5-Swi2 complex; Swi5-Sfr1 complex. The record is from RefSeq and is a predicted model, not a curated record. NCBI's taxonomy places the organism in Eukaryota, Fungi, Ascomycota, Sordariomycetes, Sordariales, Sordariaceae.
UCUACAUCCUCUUUUACUGACACAGGUCGACAACAUAAUCAUGAAGCCCACGAGCUUUUCCCGAGCUCCAAAGCCAAUGUCACAAUCAAGCGUCACUGAUCUGCCUGAAGACCUCGCUCAAGCUGCGCAAACUCAAAUUGAUCUCAUCGCCUCGUGUCGGCGUUGGCUCGACAACCACACCCCGACCGGAUGCACUGCUUCAAUGUGGCGCGAGGUCAGCGCCAAACUUGUAGCCUUUGUUGCCGAAUAUAAAAUCCGAAUCGAGGAUUUGAAGCUGAAAUACUUCAAUGGAGAGCCAUCUCAAGCUGAAAACAAAAAUCAAGACGGCGCAAUUCUCGACAGUGUUUGGAAGCUGCGAGUGCACGAAAGUAAAUCUGUCGAGCCUGUGCUCAUUAUACCGAUUGGUGGGGAUAACCAGACUGUGGAGGUCAAGUUUGAGACCCGCGACCAACUGGAGUCAGUUAUGAGGGACGAGUACUUCGGCUAUCUCACCAAGGUAUUUCAAGCCUUUGAUCAAGCCGAAAAGGAUCUCAUCCAACUCUUCGACAUGUCAAGAAAGAUAGAGCAGGAAAGGGCAGCCCUCAGUCAACCACCGGAGGAAACAGUACAAACGCACAUUGAGCUGCUCAAAGAGUACAACGAUAUGAAGGACAUCGGCCAGCAGCUCAUUGGCCUCAUUGCCGAUAACAAAGGGCUGUCUAUCGGUGCUUUGUAUGAAGAUGGGCAGUACGGGGUAACUGCUGAUGACUGAACCUCCGCUCCAUCAGGUGCAAGUGAAGUCAGUGUUCAAAACCAUAUGAUAAUCCACUGUGUAGGGGUAAGUCCAAUAUGUACAGACUAGCAAGAUUCGCACACACCACUUGGGGCUAUGUACACCACGCGCCCCGUCAAGGUCCGGUCCCGUCCAGUCCAGCUCAUUGCCGGCGCUAGGAUUUGGUCCCCGUUGUGUUCCAUUCCGUUUCAUCCCAUCAUCUCAUCCA